This is a messenger RNA of Brienomyrus brachyistius, 5294 nucleotides long. RefSeq names its product tumor protein p53 binding protein, 2a (gene tp53bp2a). Gene Ontology annotation, biological process: regulation of apoptotic process; signal transduction. Gene Ontology annotation, molecular function: p53 binding. Gene Ontology annotation, cellular component: nucleus. The record is from RefSeq and is a predicted model, not a curated record. Lineage: Eukaryota; Metazoa; Chordata; Actinopteri; Osteoglossiformes; Mormyridae.
UGUCUUCGGCACUUUCCAGCGAGACGCUUUGACAUUUGCGCGUAUACCUGAGAAUUUAGCUUAGAAUAAACUCUCGAAUAUGGAUUUUUCUUCCCGAUGGCGUUUGUACGUUGCCGCCUGAAACCCAGCUGCAAGACUGCCUGAAGUACAUGAAGCGGGCAGUCUUACAUCCCGUGGGAGGGUAUUCUCGUAGUGAAACGAGGAAUUCGCUUAGGAAAAAACUUUCGUGGCUGUCGGAAGGCCUCGUCGUCCCCUUGCAACAGGUUUGAACGAAGGAGGACUAAUUAGGUUUCCAAAAAGUGGCCAGAACUGUAACCGGAUCUAGGGAGCGAUCGGAUACAUAGGCUGCAUUUCCAAUGCGAAGACUUUUAAAAGCGACUGCAUAUAAGCAGAAAGAGGAAGUGAACGGGAGCUAGUUCACCCAUUGUGGGUUUUCUUUCUCGGGACCGCAGGACUGUCUAACACGCCUUCAAGUUUAAUAUAAGAUCAAAGAAUCAACUUGUCAAGGGUUUAAAUGCGGUACGAAACUAAAAUGAUGCCGAUGUUCCUGACCGUGUACCUCAGCAAUAACGACCAGCACUUCACGGAGGUGCCCAUCACUCCAGAGACCGUUUGCCGGGACGUGGUGGAGCUCUGCAAAGAGCCCGGGGAAGCCGACUGCUACCUGGCCGAGAGGUGGCGGGGAUCAGAGCGCCCUGUCGGUGAGGGCGAGCGGAUGCUGGAGUUGCUGCAGCGCUGGGGCCAGCAGCGAGCGGAGGUGCACUUUUUCCUGCGGCACGAGCGGCCGCCCAGCCGAGAUUCAGGUAUAUCUAGGACCCAGGAGCACACGGCUAAGAGGAACGGAGUAAAAGCCGCGGUAGACAGACGCUUGGAGAAUGGGGUGUACGGUCCGCGCAUGGACAUGACCCUGGCGGAGCUGCAGGAUAUGGCCGCCCGGCAACAGCAGCAGAUCGAUGCCCAGCAGCAGCUGCUGGCCUCUAGGGAGCAGCGGCUGCGGUACCUAAAGCAGCAGGAGCAGCAGGCGUCGGAGCAGGAGAAGCUACAGCGUCUUCGCGAGCGAUCCGAAAGCCAGGAGGCCCGGCUGAAGAAGGUGCGGGCCCUCAAGGGCCAGGUGGAGCAGAAGCGCCUCAGCAACGGCAAGCUGGUGGAAGAGAUCGAGCAGAUGAGCAGCCUGUUCCAGCAGAAGCAGCGGGAGCUGGUGGCGGCCGUGUCCAAGGUGGAGGAGUUGAGUCGGCAGCUGGAGAUGCUGAAGAACGGACGCAUCGAGGCCCUGAACGAUAGCCAGAGCUCUGUGGCCGAGUUAGAUCGCCUCUACAAGGAGCUGCAGCUGAGGAACAAACUGAACCAGGAUCAGAACACCAAGCUGCAGCAGCAACGUGAGAAUCUGAACAAGCGCAACCUGGAGGUGGCAGCCAUGGACAGGCGGGUCAGCGAGCUGCGCGACCGUCUCUGGAAGAAGAAGGCAGCGCUGCAGCAGAAGGAGAAUCUGCCUAAUGGUUUCCCCGAUAAAGAGAAGUCUGCAAAGAGCUCUCAACACAAGGUCCCGCCGGAUGGCCACGCCCCCCCGCCGACCGGCCCCUCUCGGGUGGCAGCCGUGGGUCCGUAUAUCCAGUCCUCCACCAUGCCCCGAGGCCCAGUGAGGCACGAACAGCUAUUGAAGCCUGCAUACCCGGACGGCACUGCCACCUUGCCCCCCCAGGACGGGCCCCUGAAAGCCCAGGCCCGUGCCGCUGCGGGGACCCCCGCCAGCAAGGCGUCUGAGUGGAACAUCGCCGGCCUGGAGCCCAACGGGGGCCACGGCUUCUCCUCCACCCUCCCCCGCAUGCCAUCGAAAGCCACCGUGGAGCAAGAAGAUGCUGAGGGGCUGAAGAAGGACAAGAAGCUGCGUCCCGUCUCUAUGUUCGAGGCACCGGAGCCAGGCACCACCUCGCUGCGCAGGAACCAGAGCAGUGAGGACCUCUUGAGGGAUGCCCAGGGGAAGGGUGUGGUCAAAGUCCCCCCACCCGUGCCCAGCAAACCCAAGCAGGUCACGCUGCCCCCAUCCUAUGGCAAGGCGGGGCUGCCUGCGGGCACCUUCCCCGGCAAGGCCAGGCCAGCCGUGCAGCUCCAGCCUUCCCGGGGUCCGCCGCCCCCCCAGCAGUGCCAUACAUUGCCUCUCCCCCCAAAGCAGGAGCUCCCCCCAGCGGUUGCCGUGCGGCCCUUUACCCCCGAGCCACCACCCGCCCCCGAAGGAACCUGCCCCCUCGCUUUCCGCAAACCCGCCAUGGUGGCGACCAGUUCCAUCUAUUCCAUGUACACCCAGCAGUCUGCCCUUGGCAAGAGCUUCCAGCCCGCAGGGCAGGGCACCGUGACCCGGGCGCCGGGCCGCUCCAGCCCCUUCAUCAGUGUGUACGGGAAGCCUGUUCUCCAGGGAGGGGUUCAGCUAUCCCAGUACCCAGAGAAUCCCUACGCAGAUCCACCCACUACCGUGGUGGACCAAGCGGUCAACAACGGCCCGUCCACUGGGGAUGCCCAGGAGGUGGAACGUGCUCCCCGGCCGCUGAGCCCCACCAAGCUGCUGCCCUUCAUCUCGAACCCAUACCGGCACCAGAGCGAUGUGGAGCUGGAGGCGCUGCGCAGGCGGCUGGCCAACGCCCCGCGGCCCCUCAAGAAACGCAGCUCCAUCACAGAGCCCGAGGGGCCCGGCGGCCCCAACAUCCAGAAGCUGCUCUACCAGAAGACCACGCUGGCCGCCAUGGAGACCACGGUCACCACAGCGCCCCUUCACCCGGCCCGUGCCGAGGAUGUGGAGGAGGAGGACGAAGAAGCAAAACGAAAGGAAGCGGACGCCAAGAAACAGGACACUGACGCCACACCCGCUGACGAGCUUGCCGAAACCCCGCCCACACCGGCGACCCCGCCUCCAGCAGAGUCCCCGCCCCCUAUCGCCGAAGAUGACAUGGAGGACUUCGUCCCGCCUCCACCCCCCUCCCGCCCAGCACCCACCCUCGAGGACACCCUAAGCCUCCCUCCUCCCCAUCCAGCCCUGGAUGAUGAUGAUGAUGAUGAUGAUGAUGAGUGCUCCUCCCUUAACCCCUCAUCUGAUGAAUUCCCGGAGGAGUUUCCGCCAUACCCCCCUCCUCCCUACCCCAGUGGUGGGGAGCCCGAGAGCCCUGGGGAAGACACCUUCAGUAUGCAGCCUCCAGAGAUCAUGGGACAGGCCAGUCUGCCACCGGGAAAGAGGACCAAUUUGCGCAAAGAGGGCUCGGAGCGCAUCGACCACAGUAUGCGGGUCCGGUUCAAUCCCCUUGCCCUGCUUCUGGACUCGUCGCUGGAGGGCGAGUUUGACCUCGUGCAAAGGAUCAUCUAUGAGGUGGAUGACCCCAGCCAACCCAACGACGAGGGCAUCACUGCCCUGCACAAUGCUGUCUGCGCUGGACAUACCGACAUUGUCAAGUUCCUUGUGCAGUUUGGGGUCAACGUCAAUGCUGCGGACAGUGAUGGCUGGACACCCCUGCACUGCGCGGCCUCCUGCAAUAACGUGCAAGUCUGCAAGUUCCUGGUGGAAUCCGGGGCCGCCGUGUUCGCCAUGACCUACAGCGACAUGCAGACUGCAGCCGACAAGUGCGAGGAGAUGGAGGAGGGGUACACCCAGUGCUCCCAGUUCCUGUAUGGUGUGCAGGAGAAGAUGGGCAUCAUGAAUCGGGGCGUCGUCUAUGGGCUCUGGGAUUAUGACAAGGAGAAUGAGGACGAGCUGGCUUUCAAGGAGGGCGACGGCAUGAGCGUGGUGCGGCGCGAGGAUGACGAGGAGGUGGAAUGGUGGUGGGUGCGGAUGGGCGACCAGGACGGCUACGUCCCCAGGAACCUGCUUGGGCUGUACCCAAGGAUCAAGCCACGGCAGAGGAGCCUGGCCUGAACACAGUGAAAGCAGACGGAUGUCAUCACUGCCACGGCCCGCACUGCAAAUCGACGGCAGCACGGUGAAGGUUAUUGAAACUGCGACUUCCUAAUCACAGCCGUGCGGACAAUGAAAGGAGAAGCUGGCCAAACACAUGAAGGAUUCUUGUGAUUACUUUUGUUUUUUUUUUUUUUACUAAAUGGUGAACUGUGGAUGUUGCUCGUCUCGUGGCAAGUGUCACUGGUAACCAGGAGAACUUCUGUUUUUCUUGAAGUCAGAGUAUGAACUAGUUAUGUGAAAACUGAGUAUGACGUCUGGAUGAGGUUCUGCUGGUCUUUGUAAUGACGGGAAGAAACAAGAAGCGUUUUAUGUAGCAAGUUAUUUUUUCCCCACUGACUGUUUCAUGUACAGUUUUUCAAGACACUUGUGCUGAAAUACUUGGGUAGGGGACUGAUUUAAGUGCUUUUUACAAAAGAGGGGGGCCUUUAAGGUGUCUUCGAUGACAGUGAUAAAUGGUGUUUAUGCGGCUGAAACGAAAAGAGAAUGGGCGCCCCCUCGGGGCGCCAUGCGGUAUGUCCGCGAUGCUGUUACGCCUCUGUUUUCCUUGUAUUGUAUAGUUUCAGACCAUCUGUUAGGUCUGGGCUUGUUUACGCUAACGCCGGCAUUUCUGCAUGCAAGUCUGCACACUUUAGUGUUGACCUGCUUUUUCCCGCUUAUUAACGGGGGGGGGGCACCGUAUAAAACACUAGCUUUAAAGUUCAUUCAGUCUGACAGAUCUGGAUACCUACCCAACUUUUGUUAAAGCGAGCCUAGCAAGAUUGCUGUCACAAAAAUGGUUUGGAUGAAAGAUUUUGAUCAAAAAGAUUGACGAUAGUUUUGUACCAGUAACCAGUAGACCAAAUGGGAUUCAAAGCAAUGACACAUUUGUGUUUUCUGUACAUGCAUUGUGGAGAUACCAUAGAAGACAAUCGUCCAGCAGCAGCAGUAACAGGGUGACCAAUUGGAUGGACCUCCAGUAGCGACUUUGGACUGGUCACUAUACACCAGCGGGCUGAUUUAGCCCUAAUGAUUCUGCAUGUCUGCUUUGUCAGCUACAGUGACACAUUCUGCCAUAUGAAGGUGUACUAGCUGAGGAAAUUAGGUUUAGAAAAAGCCAGUCCUUCACUUGGAUUCUAUCGCAUCAUUCCCUCACACCAGUUUAAUGAGUAACCUCAAGGCUAUUAACGAGUAACCACGUGGUUAUUAUUAAAUUGUAGGUCUAGUCACUACAGGGUUACGACGAGGCAGCUUACGACACUUGGCAUUUUUCUUGUUGCAGAAGUAUUUAUUUUGUGAUUGUCCUUUAAUUUUCUUUCUCUUAUAUUGAAAAUGUUACAUCUGAAGAAUAAAGAUUUACAAUAAAACACUUGAAAUAAAA